Tympanuchus pallidicinctus (lesser prairie-chicken) is the source of this 2349-nucleotide messenger RNA. RefSeq names its product ankyrin repeat domain 16 (gene ANKRD16). The transcript is spliced from 7 exons. The record is from RefSeq and is a predicted model, not a curated record. Lineage: Eukaryota; Metazoa; Chordata; Aves; Galliformes; Phasianidae. The coding region runs from base 491 to 1561 and encodes 356 amino acids. Gene Ontology annotation, molecular function: protein binding.
UUGGGCCGGGUAAGGGCGGGAGAAGCCAUUGAGGAGCUGAGGGAGAGAACGUUCCCGGAGUUUAUCACCGCCCGUUCCGGGUGGGGGGCGGGGUUAGUGUGACGUCACGGAGCCGCUGAUUGCGUCACGGUGGCGUCAUACCGCAGGAGGAGCGCGGAAACAAGAACGUUUCUCUUUAUUCUGCAGCCUGCAGAACCCUCCAAUGUCGCUGAGGAGGAGGGAAGUGUUAUUCAGAGUCAACUCUUUGAAAGGAUAGAUAAUAGCAAGACAAGGGGAAAUGGUUUUAAGUUGAGGGAGGGAAGGUUUAGGUUGGAUAUCAGGGGGAAGUUCUUUGCUCUGAGAGAGGUGAGGUGCUGGAACAGCUGCCCAGAGAGGCUGUGAUGCCCCAUCCAUCCCUGGAGGUGUUGGAGGCCAGGUUGGAUGGGGCCCUGGGCAGCCUGGGCUGCUGUGAAAUGUGGAGCCCUGCCUGCGGUGGAGGGGUUAGAGCUUCAUGAUCCUUGAGGUCCCUUCCAACCCGGGCCAUUCUAUGAUUCUCCUGAGGGGAGAGAAACGUCCACUUCAGAACAGCUGUAACUUUGCCUUUCCCCUCUUCUUUUUCCAGGCACAGAACAUGGCAGAGUGGCCAAGGCUGCUGACCUUGGCCCGCCAAGGAAAGUUGAAUCUUUUGGAGGCUGCACUGAGGGAUGGAGCUGCCACCAACCUACGCUGUGACCGCUCUGGGGACACACUGCUGCACGUGGCUGCUCGCCACGGCCACCUCCACCUUCUGGUUCUGCUGCUGGAGACACUGGGCAUGGAUGUGGAGGUUGCCAAUGGGGACUACAAGAGACCCCUCCACGAAGCAGCCUCCAUGGGGCACAGGGAGUGUGUCUCCUACCUCCUGGCCAAGGGAGCCAGCGUGGAUUGUCUGAAAAGGGCUGAUUGGACUCCCCUAAUGAUGGCUUGCACCAGGCAGAACCUGGAGGUGAUCAAAGAGCUUGUGGAGCACGGAGCCAACCCGCUGCUGAAGAACAAGGAUGGUUGGAACUGCUUCCAUAUUGCAAGCAGGGAGGGCCAUCUCCAGGUCCUCCAGUACCUGUUGGCUGUGUCCCCAAGUAGCUGGGACACAGAGAGCACCAUCAGGAGAACACCACUGCACACAGCAGCAAUGCACGGCUGUUUUGAUGCUGUGGAGCUGCUCCUGGAGCGGUGCCAGUACAAACCUGACAGCAGGGACAAUUGUGGAGUCACACCCUUUAUGGAUGCUAUCCAGAACGGGCAUGUCAACAUUGCUCGACUGCUCCUGGAAAAACACCAGGCUUGUCCCACAGCUGUGGAUGCUCUGGGUGCUCAGCCUCUGCAUCGGGCAGCAGUCACAGCACAGGAUGGAGCCAUCCAAUUCCUUGUCUCUGAGCUGGGUGUCGAUGUCAAUGGGAGAGCAACAGCUCUACAGCUGACAGCACUGCACUACGCAGCCAAGGCAUUACAAAUGCUGGAGCAAUCCUUGAGGAAGUAUGGAUGUCUGAAGGUACUGCAGAUAGAAGCACAGCAGGGCACGUCAGCAGCAGGUUCUUCUCUCUGAGCCGAGAUGCACCUCAAGAAGAGCAGCUGUAGAUCUCCAUAAUACUUGCAGUAAAUUUACAGCAUGGAACAACAGCAGUUCUAUGGUGACAUUGUCCUUUUAAUAAGCAGCCAGCUGUCCUUUAUUAAAGGUAAGUCAGGGAUCCUAGGGCUCUGUGGUUAGCAGGAGUUAAAAGCAUUUUAAUUGAGUUACUCGAUGGGAGGAGAGGAAAAGGCAGGAUCUGUUGACAUAUCAGUGCACUAAUUUGCUAUUAAGAAACAUCUUUAGGUCUUGUCACCCAGUGCUAAGUCAGAGGUCAUUUGUGCAUUAACUCCUUUGUAGCCAUCAGCAAAAGCAAAACUGCUCUGGGAGAUGGUCCUCCUCUGAGUCUUUAGCUGUACCACCACCACCAGGGGCAUCCCUGCACGGUAGCAUCAACUUAAGUACUUGCAUUGCUUUUAAUUUGAAAUUGUGAGGAAAAAAUUGCAGAUUAUGCUCCUGGGAUGCCUCUUGCUUGCUUCUUCUGGGCCUCUGGGUCAAAAUUGCUGGCAAGGGCUUCGCGGGAAGGCUGAGCAAAGGCUGAGCUGAGAGUCCUGUAGCAGCAAUGUGGCCAUGCGUGGGGGCAGUCCCUGGCUAAUGGAAUGGAUCUGCAUAGCUACAAGCAUACAACAAAGAUUUCCAGCUGCCCUAAGAUCCUCUGGGUCUUGUAACAGCUCCUGGUGGUCCCAGAUUUGACCGUGGCAGAUUCACUUUGCAUCUGUGCCUUUUUGCAGGUACCUGGAGAUUGCUUGUGUGGCCUUGUGUGGCCU